Molecule: messenger RNA, 735 nt
Organism: Protopolystoma xenopodis
Lineage: Eukaryota; Metazoa; Platyhelminthes; Monogenea; Polystomatidea; Polystomatidae
Source: the annotation of a GenBank genome assembly
AUGUUUAGCAGCGACCAAUUGGCAAAUAGAGGCAAUAGAAAUAUUCUUGCGGACAAAGAGAUUCAGAGUACUUUGCUCGAUGAUGAUGAUUUUGAAGAGGAUGUUUCCACAAAUUUAGAUGCUUCUACCUCUGUUUCCUCUUUCGCUCCUGUUACUGCUGAUAAAAGAGAAAAUGCUUUGUCUCGUAUACUAAAUGAAGCUGACUGCAGUGAUAUAAAUUCUAGUGAUGAAGAAAUAUUUAGUGAUCACAACAGUUCGACUGAUAUUGAAGAGGAAUUAGACGAACAGAUUUCCCCCCUUCCAGAUCGAUCUAACUAUUACUUGGAAAAAAUAACUGUAUGUGUUUGGCCAAACAACCUCCAGUCGGAGUUGACGCAUUGGACCCAAAGUGUAAACAGUAAAAUUGUUUAUGAUGAAGUAUCUGGAAAGUCAAUAAAUCGACCAAACUACCUUCGCCGGCUUGGUAUAGAAUUAUGCCUACCUUAUGUUCGUCAGCGAAUUCAUAAUGAAAAGAUACCCCGACAAUUGCGUAUGAUAACAUCAAGGGUGUUCAAAGUGCCUCUGCCUGAAAGACCUGCUCCAGUUGUUACUAAUGUUGCAUCUAAAAGGAAGCGUUGCAGCAUUUGUCCUUAUAAAAAAGAUCGGAAAACUAACAGUGUUUGUUCCUCUUGCAAAAUUCCGAUUUGUAACACAUGCUCAAUUAUUGUAUGUCCAAACUGUUUAGAUAACAAGUAA